GCUGGCUAAAAAGCGCAGUGGGCGCAAUGCGCACUAGUUCCUGCUCACUCCGAUCACUCUCUCUCCAACUUUCAUCAUCAUCCAUUAAAUGCCUACGUUUCUCUCUCUAAAAAUCAAAUCUUUCUCUCUCCAAAUCACCUUUAUAAUAAACCCAUCAGCUCAGUAAGCUCCCUUCACACACGAAACACACUCUCUCUGCUUUUUUCGGAUUCGGGUCGGGUUUUUGAGAGGGCAAAAUGGAUCCUCCGCUGAUCAACGAGGCGUCUUUCUCGGCGGCGAACCCGGCGGCGUACAGCCUGGCGGAGAUUUGGCCGUUCGGCGGCGAGCCGGGUCGUUUGGGGCUCCGAAUGGGGAGUUUGGGUGGUGGGUUGGGAGAGAGCUCCGGGAAUAGAGAUGGGUCGUUGGAGGAAUCGACGGUGACGGAGCAGAGUGGCGGCGGCGGCGGAAGGAAGAGGAAGGAUGUGAGCUCCGAGGAUGAGUCUUCUAAGAUGGUUUCUACUAGUAGUGCUAAUGGCUUGAAAAAUUCGAGUGGGAAACGGAUGAAGUUAGAGGGAUCUAGAAACGAAAACGGCAAUUCUAAAGCUGAAGUUGAAACAAGUUCAGGGGCUGAUGACAAGCCAGAGGAACAAAGUACUAAACCUUCUGAGCCAGCCAAGCAAGAUUAUAUCCAUGUGAGGGCGAGAAGGGGCCAAGCUACUGAUAGCCACAGUCUCGCAGAGAGAGCAAGGAGAGAAAAGAUCAGCGAGAGGAUGAAAAUUCUUCAAGAUUUGGUUCCCGGAUGUAAUAAGGUUAUUGGGAAAGCACUUGUUCUUGAUGAGAUUAUUAAUUACAUCCAGUCACUGCAGCGCCAAGUCGAGUUCCUUUCGUUGAAGCUUGAAUCAGUCAAUUCAAGGGUGAACAUGAAUCCCACCAUUGAAGCGUUUCCUUCAAAAGAUCAAUUUGAUGCAGCUACGUUGUUAUUUGGAUCACACACAGCAAGGGAGUAUGGGCAGGGCUCGCAAGCCGAAUGGCUGCAUAUGCAGGUUGGUGGUAGCUUUGAAAGAACAGCAUAAACUCAGGGAAUACAAACUCUUCAAGUCCAAAAUUGGUUUGGAAUGUGCUUAAUUAGUUCUGCAUCUGGUGUAAUAGAAAGCUAUUUUCUGAAUGUACUAAUGUAGUGUGAACCUGGCAGUAUAUCAUAUUAGCUGUACGUAAUGCAUCUAGUCUUCUCAUUUCAUCUUUACCAGCUAUACCGUUGUGUAUUGCCUGGGCAUUUUGCAACUAUAGAAAAUGUCUCUGGAUUUAGUCAAAGUGUGCCAACAGAAGGAUUGUGCUUUCUACAAUUUAUUGGAAGAACAUCUGAUUAUUUUUUCACGCUA
Messenger RNA from Rosa chinensis, 1358 nucleotides. Its product is annotated as transcription factor bHLH79. The transcript has 6 exons. Gene Ontology annotation, biological process: regulation of DNA-templated transcription. Gene Ontology annotation, cellular component: nucleus. Bases 237 to 1052 code for a protein of 271 amino acids. NCBI's taxonomy places the organism in Eukaryota, Viridiplantae, Streptophyta, Magnoliopsida, Rosales, Rosaceae. The record is from RefSeq and is a predicted model, not a curated record. Gene Ontology annotation, molecular function: DNA-binding transcription factor activity; protein dimerization activity.